UGGGGGCGGGAAAAAGUGGGGUGGCCGGGGUGUGGAAAGUGUGGCGGCCCCGCCCUGUCUCUUGGAGCUGCUGCGGCCGCCACCGCCGCCGCCGCAGCAGCUGCUGGGGACCGGCGCGGCUAAGCAGGCGAAAGACGCUGUGAGCCAACUAAAAGUUCCCACGGAAAAAUUAACCAUCUCCCCAGCCCACCAUGGCGGACGAAAUUGAUUUCACUACUGGUGAUGCCGGUGCUUCCAGCACUUACCCUAUGCAGUGCUCGGCCCUGCGCAAAAACGGCUUCGUGGUGCUCAAAGGACGACCCUGCAAAAUAGUGGAGAUGUCAACUUCCAAAACUGGAAAGCACGGUCAUGCCAAAGUACACCUUGUUGGAAUUGAUAUUUUCACAGGGAAAAAAUACGAAGAUAUUUGCCCUUCUACUCACAACAUGGAUGUUCCAAAUAUUAAAAGAAAUGAUUAUCAACUGAUAUGCAUUCAGGAUGGUUACCUUUCCCUGCUAACAGAAACUGGUGAAGUCCGUGAGGAUCUUAAACUGCCAGAAGGUGAACUAGGCAAAGAAAUAGAAGGAAAAUACAAUGCAGGUGAAGAUGUACAGGUUUCUGUCAUGUGUGCCAUGAGCGAAGAGUAUGCUGUAGCCAUAAAGCCCUGCAAAUAAAUGAGAAUGUGAGACAACCAAACUGCUUAGGUCUGGAUCAACUGCAGAUACAAAGUUUGGUUCUAAUUGUCACCAAAGCUAUCACCUCCAUAAGCAACCUCAUUCUUCAUCUCUCUCCUCUUCUCUCUCUCUCUCUCUCUCUCUCUCUCUCUCUCUCUCUCUCUCUCUCUCUCUCCCCUUUUUAAAUUGUGCUGGGUUAGUUUUGCAGGCAGUUGGUAACUUUUUUAAAAACCAAUUUGUACAAUUCUUUUUUUUUUCAAUUUUCCUAUAACAUUCUUUCCUAUAACAUUCCUGUGGUUUUCAGUAUGUACGUCCAAGAGACAGACAAGGCCGCCUCAGUAGAUGUGAUUUGUCUGAGCAAAUCAUUCCUGAAUUUUAAUCACAUGAUUAACAAACCAGUGUUUUAAAUCAGACAGUGUAGCAUCUAGUGGUAUUGAAGUACCACAUAUAAGUUGAAUUACUCUGCAUUAAUUUUAGAUUUAAUGUCAUAAAAUAUGUAGAUUAUUGAUUGGAAUUGUCAGUUUCAGCCUGUGUAUAGCAAACAUAUCUUUAAACAAAAGUCAUGUUAUCAGAGUGUCAUUUACUUUGGUGGCUAUGUGCCACCACAUAUACUCAGUAAUACUGUUCUUUGCCAAAUGUCCAGCUUAGUAUAACUUUGCAUGGUGGUUUUAGUAACCACUUGGGGGUUGACAGAGGGACACUGAACUGUUUGGUGAACAUGAGCAAGUCAGAUUGUAAAGAAUACAUGAAGAGGCCCGGGGAUUUAGCUCAGUGGUUCUGGCACCUGCCUUGCAAGUGCAGGGUCCCAGUUUCGAUCCCCAGUACCAAAAGGAAAAAAAAGAAUACAUGAAGAACUGUGGCAAAGAAAGUUACUGGAACUCUGUUUUUUAUUUGACAUCUUUAUAAUCAGCAUAAAAAAUAAUGGAUUUUUAGUUGUAUUUUGGCUUUUAAUUUUUGUUUCCCAGCCUCCAUCUCCCAAUACUGAAAGGAUUACCUGCCUAACAAAAUACUAUGCAGUAUUUUUUUCCAAUCAUGUUAAUGCAUGUUGGUAUUUAUCAGUAAUAGCACCUUUCCAACCAUGUUAAGUAGAAUUUUUUACAUUAAAUAUUUGUUAGACUAAAACUGGGAAUUCUUAAGUUGAUUUGGAAUUCUUGACUUUAGUUAAAUUUGUGCACAUUUUUGUCUAAAGUGAAAUGAAUGUGAAUCAUGGGAGAAAUACUACUUAACUUGAAAAUUAAGUAUAUGUAAUUCUUCUGAUUGUCUUGUUACUUAAUUCAGUUACUGAUGUGAACUAUAACAACAAAGGAAUUCUAUAAACUGAAUUAUUUAAAAAGUGUUUUAGGUGACACCAUUGCCUUUCUAUUUAGUCUUUUAGAUUGUAUGUAUAUUAUUUUCAGAAUUUUAGACAUUGUUAUAAGAUUUGCAAAGACCCUUGACUCAAUAGCAUUCAUUAUUUGGAGUGAAACCUGGAACAAAAUCACUAUAUCUUAUUAUGCCUUGAUUCUAUAAAACUGGUUAUGAGAUCUCUCCUACAGUGCUUUCGCCACAGAAACAUCUGUUCUUAUCAUCUAGAGGAAAUGUAUCUGAUACUUAUCUAAUCAAUGACUAGAAGUAGCACUUGGGCUACAAUAUUCCAAGUUUUAGUUGCUUAAUUUGUACACAUUUUUAAGUCUUAGCCUCACCAAACACAUGUAGAGAAGAUGCAAGUUAUUUUAAAAAAAGUUUGAGGAAGAGAAUUCUAAAGCACAAGAAAUACUGAGAUUGUAGUUAGUUGAUUUUAGUGUAACAUUUUAGCUUUUGCCUAUCCAAAGCACAAUUAAGAAUUGGGCUUAAUUUUUCCAGCAUUCUAUUUAAGUAUCUACUACACACUGUUCUAGUUUUUUAGUACUCUAAUCUCUGGUGUUUAUCUUACUUGCUACUGGUUGAUAGUUACCCAGAGGAAGUCUAUAAAGUUAUUGAUCUAUGCUGCUUGCUAGUCAUUCAUCUGGCCCCAGUUAUAACCAUAUGAGUGUUCUGAUUUAGUAUUAAUUCUGGAUUAGCAUGCCCUUGUUCUUCCCAACUUGUCAAACUUUGCAUAAAUAUAUUUUCAGUUGUGAUAGAAGGGUGUACAGAUUAUAACAAUGAAUCUCUUAUCUCCAUACCUUGAAUGGAAAAAGCUAUUUAUGCAUAAACAUUUCAUUUUAAAUACUAUAUGAAGUGUAAAUAUUCUAACAUGUAUAGAUUUCAAAGAUAGGGGAUUGUUUAUUUUCAUUUAAGUCAAUAGAUGUUUCUCUAGAACAAGAUAUUUCAUUUAGUAAAGCUUUAUAAAUUGUAUUACAAGGAAGCAGGGAACAUGUAUUUUUUAACAUAGAAGUGACAUUGUUCUUUUUGACAUCAGAGAAAUGUUAAAAGUUGAUUUCUAGCACUGUUGUAUUUUUUUGUAGCAAACAUUAAAUAUCACAAAUUAUACAUAAAAUAUAAAUUGUCAUGGUGAUAGGUUAUACCGUAAUACACCAUUCUUGUCUGUACACAUUUUGCCAAUUUUUAGACAGUAUUAGCAGGUUGAAUGUUUGUUUCUAGAAUAUGUUUUAUUUCUACUGUGAAGACUGUUACGCUUUAUCUGCUAAAAAGUUGUACUUUGACUUAGUAUUUACAUCAUGGACCUAAUUAUGAUGUUUCUUCCAUCCUCCCCUCCAAGGGCUGUCAGUUACUUGAACAAAUUAUUGUUAACUGAGCUCUUGACUCUGCUUUCCUUAGUGGUACAAAUUUCUGUGCCAAUGCUUUAUAUAAAUUACCAGAAUUUCUGCAGCCAGACCAUGAUAUCUUUUAACAGGAAAUGCUGCAAUAAAAUGUUUAGGCUGUAAAGUUUGGGAACACAAUUUUUCAUUACAGCACAAUGUGAGUGUGUGUAUGUACACACAUAGCUUUGUAUAUUUAUUCUUUUUCCAAAGUCCUUCCAACUACUAAAAGUACUGUAGUCUGGUAGUGCCUCAAAUGUUGGUAAAUUUUUUUUUAUUUACAACCUUUCCAGAAUUUGGUUUUGUAGCUUAAGGUUUCUCGAUUAGAUUAUUUCUAGUUGAGCUAUAAUUUGAAUGCAUUAUUCUCAGGGCUGUUCAUGCUAAGAGUUGAAGUUUCAUUUUAAAGCUAACUGUCUGAAAGUAUAUUGCAAACUUCCCAAAUGAUAAUACUCUAAUGCAUAUAUAUAAAAUUCUUAAUGUCAACAUAUUUAAACUUCUUAGUAUUUAAGAAAAAAUGGAAACUUUAGUAGCAACUAUACUGGAAUUUUGCCAUAUUUUUCAUUUUAGGAUAGAAUUAGGCAGUCUUACUGUAGAACUCAAUCCUUAGGGAUAUAUUGAUAGCAUUCCUUUGGCAUGGACCCCAAAGAUAGUUUCAGAGACAGAUAUUGUAGGUUCUCAACCAUAUUUGGGAACAAAGACUGAAAAUUCAUAAUGGUCUUUUGGGUAUCUUAAAAUGUUUACAUACUGAAUUCUAUUAUAUGAGCUAAGAACACAUUUAGUAUGAGGAAAUAUGGCUCUUAGUAUAAAAGCAAAAAUAUAAGCGUAUUUCCUUGAACAGUAUAUUACACUGAUAAAGUUUUAAAUUUUCCAGUACCAUUUAAAUACAAUAUUUCAUAGGUUUCAAGCCUUUUUUCUGCUAGCAUUCAGAAAAGUAAUAGGCAACAAAGAUUUAAGAAAAAUUCAUGGCGGAAAUCUUAAAAUUGAGAAAAUUCAGUCUGUUAAGUUUAAUAUAUUAAACUUUUUCUCUAAAUUGGGUAUAUGGCAUCAUUAUUUGAUUUUGGCAGGAACAUUCGGAUUUAGUUUACGGAACACAGAUGUUCUGUGGGAACAUGGCUUGAAGUUACAAUGUAACUCAGUAUUUUUCCAUUAAAUAAAUAUCUGAACACCAACUUAACUACCAAGUGAGGUCAAGUGCCUGAAAAGUGCUGUAUACAUCUAAUAAACAUGUUUUCUGUAUGUGAAAAAUGCAUCUUUUAGCAGUGCAUACCAAGCUUUCAUCCGCUAGAAAUACCCUUGUUGCCAAACUUUGCCAUUCGUUCAGCACUAUUCUCCUCUCCCUAUAACAAGGAGAAACCUAUUUUACAAUAAAAAA
Messenger RNA from Heterocephalus glaber (naked mole-rat), 4742 nucleotides. It is a transcript of the gene Eif5a2, whose product is annotated as eukaryotic translation initiation factor 5A2. NCBI's taxonomy places the organism in Eukaryota, Metazoa, Chordata, Mammalia, Rodentia, Bathyergidae. Gene Ontology annotation, biological process: positive regulation of translational elongation; positive regulation of translational termination. The record is from RefSeq and is a predicted model, not a curated record. Gene Ontology annotation, molecular function: translation elongation factor activity; RNA binding; ribosome binding.